AUGCCUGUCUUCGAUGGGCGCGGGCUCGUGCCGCCAGCACCUUCUGAGGCCACGGAGGUGGUGGCCCCAAUACUGGUGUCUUCUGGCGAUUCUGGCGAGGAGGAGAGGCCGGACUCGGAGGCGACCCUGGAGGGGGAGGGGGAUAAUUCUCCCCUCGCGGAGGACCUCCUCCGCACCCUUCCCGAUGAUGACGAUGCCGGCGACCAUCCGGCGAGAGAGUCCCAGGCCCCCGCCGGAGUCACUACAAGUUCCAGGGGCACCCCCCCAAAGAACCCGUCGGGCAGGGUCCCGAGGAAGAGCAGGUCGGCGCUGGUCUCCCGAGGUGGCACCCUUGUUCUGACGUCGACCGGUGCUGCCGCAGGGCCAGCUGCCGCAGCCUCGUCCGCUCCUGGGACUCGCGUGACGGUGCCCCAGGCUGCGAGGCCUCCGGACUCCGUGCUUCUGAAGGGGCCGCAGGAGUACGUCGCCGUGGACCAGUCGACGCUGGCGGCGAAGAAGAAGAGGGAGGGAGAGGCCGCACCCUCAAUGACCCAGCAGCCUGGCCUGGCCGCACCUCCUCCGGCGCAGAAAGGCGGCAACAGCCCCUGCGCCUCUCCGGCCCGGUCAUUCUUGCGUGGCCCGGAGGACCAACCCCAUGAGAAGGCGACCUCCACAGCCAAGCCGGCUUCGGAGGCGCCCGCUCUCAACUCGCUGGCCGAGGUCCCACAGGCCCAGGAGCUCCCGGCCUCUUUUUCUGCUGCCAUCAAUUCGCAGAUCUUGGCGACGAUGUUGCAUCCUCCUCCUGUCUCACCGCUGGCUCGCGAUCCUUCUGCUUCGCCCGACGCUCUGGAGGAGGCUCUUUCUGCACUGACACGACUCCGAGAUGACCUUCAGGGCGCUGACCGUCGCCUGAUGGCGGGGCGCCUGGAGCUGAUCUGA
Molecule: messenger RNA, 918 nt
Organism: Aegilops tauschii subsp. strangulata
Lineage: Eukaryota; Viridiplantae; Streptophyta; Magnoliopsida; Poales; Poaceae
Source: RefSeq, a predicted model, not a curated record